Molecule: messenger RNA, 1362 nt
Organism: Closterium sp. NIES-65
Lineage: Eukaryota; Viridiplantae; Streptophyta; Zygnematophyceae; Desmidiales; Closteriaceae
Source: the annotation of a GenBank genome assembly
AUGGCCAAGCCUACUUCAUCUGACAAGAGUGGACAGAAAAAACCUACCGCGGUUCGCCUGCACGAAGGCACGCGGAUUCGCGUCGUGUGGCCGCGCGACAACCGCUGGCACGCGGGAUUUGUGAAAAAGUACGACGCGAAGAAGGCGCUUCACACGAUUGUGAGCGACCACGGCGACAGCAAGCGACUGGACCUGCGAACCACGCGGUGGGAAUUCGAAGACCCCAACGCCGACCCGUCCAAGUUUCUCCGCCCGAGAGGUACCCGCGGGAGGAAAAAGGCGUCCGCUGCGGCGGGGACACCCGCGGGAGCAACAUCGGCUCUACCACAGCUUUUCCCAGUCGGCGGUUCCCGCUACGCGUCGUCGAACGCGGCUGCGAGCUCUGAUUCGGGCGACUCGUCGGACCCAAGCUUCGGACAUGUUGACAGCCGGGCUUACGGAGCGGCGCAUCCCGCCGAUGCGCACCCUGCGGAGUCGUACGAAGAGGGAGAGUUUGUUCAUCGGGGCCUGCGGACCCGGAAAAACCGCCAGUACGUGGUCAGUGACGACGAGUCCGGUGACGGCGAUGACGUGGCAGAUGAUGCUGACGAGGACACUGAGAUUGAAAGUGAUUAUGAAGAAGACGAGGGCUUGGGUUCCGACUCGGAGUGUGAUUAUACUGGGGGAGCGGUGGAUUCGCCGGCUGGAAAAAAGAGGCGGUUGAGUGAAGGGCACGCGUUUGGGGCUGAGUCGGCGGAGACGAAGCGAUGCAAGAAGGAAGGGUCGUUCUUCACUCUCACCGAGGUCGCCUGGCAGCAGCAACAAUCGCAACCGUCGCAAAAGGCUGUGAAGGCGAAGAGACCCGUGGGUCGUCCGCGAAAGGUGGUGUCGUCCGGUUUGGCCCAAGCCGCCGAGCCUGCUACUGACGAGGAUACCACCAUGGACGAGAUGAUGCUCAUUAUGGCCGUAGCGCGUCGGCUUGUAAAGGAUAAGUGCUGCCUGCCUGCUGCAUGCGACUCGCUCAAGCCUUCCCCGGUUGCCGCGAAGCUCAGGGACAGCAGCGCGUCGGGCGCUGCGACCAAGGAGAUGAAGGAGACCGGAAGACCAGCGGAAGGCGGUAUGGUGGAGGUGAAAGUGACUCAGCAGGGGCAGCUUCAGGUGAAGGGGGAGGUGCAGCGCGCCGCUGUGAAGGUGGACGUUCAGGGACACAUGGAGGACUCGAUCAAGGACCUGAGAGCGGUUCAUGUCCUCCCAGUUACAUCUUCCGGUCCAGGGUCGCGUGGUGGUGAGGGCAGCAGCUUCGUCUGUGGUCCCUGCUCAGGGUGGUGCCAUCCGAGCGUAGGCAACAUGCCGUUCCGCCUGCUCAAGUUAUUCUUUGACUGA